Phlebotomus papatasi is the source of this 1859-nucleotide messenger RNA. RefSeq names its product eukaryotic translation initiation factor 3 subunit L (gene eIF3l). Gene Ontology annotation, molecular function: translation initiation factor activity. NCBI's taxonomy places the organism in Eukaryota, Metazoa, Arthropoda, Insecta, Diptera, Psychodidae. Gene Ontology annotation, cellular component: cytoplasm; eukaryotic translation initiation factor 3 complex. Bases 112 to 1758 code for a protein of 548 amino acids. The record is from RefSeq and is a predicted model, not a curated record. Gene Ontology annotation, biological process: translational initiation. The transcript is spliced from 2 exons.
CUUUUCUUUGACAGUUUGUAGCCAACUUCAUGCGUAGUGCAUUUUCUCAGUGCGUUCGUGUACACAUUUUCUCUUGAAAAUCCGUGAAAAUACGUAAAUUUUUCCAGCAACAUGUAUUCAAACGAAGAGUACAAUGAGGUGAGAAGCCAUUCCAAUGCUGAUUAUAUCUAUGAGUAUGAUGCCCAUACGGGUGAUCCGCAUCUGGAUAUGGAAUACGAGAGGAACUACUAUACGUCGAAGAUGCCGGAUAUGGUGAAGAAGUUUUUGCAGUAUUUCCGGGAUGCCAUUAAUGAGGGAGUCAUUUAUGACAUCCAGAAUAUGUAUGAGACGACUUUUCCCAAGCUCAGCGAGCAGCAUUUUGAUAAGCGUGCAUGGCCGGAUGAGCAUGAAGUGGCAUCAAUUGUGGAGGAUGAUCAGGUAUUUAUGAUUUUGUACAAGGAGCUGUACUAUCGGCAUAUUCAUGCCAGGAUUCCGGGUGGGCCGUCAUUGGACCAGAGGGUUAGCUCCUUCCUCAACUACUGUGACUUCUUCAACCUGAUCCUCUCAUCAGCAUCUCCGGUGUCCCUGGAAUUGCCGGACAUCUGGCUGUGGGAGUUGGUGGAUGAAUUUGUGUAUCAGUUCCAGAAUUUUGCCCAAUACCGGGCUCGGUUGACGGACAAGAGUGAGGAGGAGAUGGAUCAGUUGCUGAACAACAACAGCAAGGUCUGGAAUAUCCUCUGUAUCCUCAAUGUCUUGCAUUCCCUGGUCGAUAUGUCCAAUAUCAAGGCUCAGCUGGAAGUUUCGGCUUCCGGCGGGGAUCCGGAGAGUGUUGCCGGGGAAUUUGGUCGGCAUUCAUUCUACAAGAUGCUUGGGUAUUUCAGUCUGGUGGGUUUGUUGCGUGUUCACUCUCUCCUGGGUGACUACUAUCAGGCCAUUAAGGUCCUGGAACCCAUUGAGAUCCACAAGAAAUCCCAAUAUUCCCAUAUCCCAGCUUGCCAGAUCUCCACUUCCUACUACGUAGGAUUCGCGUACAUGAUGAUGAGGCGGUAUUCCGAUGCCAUCAGGACUUUCUGCUCCAUUCUCUUGUACAUUCAGCGCACGAAGCAACUCUACAGCUCCCGCAGCUACCAGAAUGACCAGAUCAACAAGCAAACGGAUCAGAUGUACCAUCUCCUGGCCAUUUGCCUCGUUCUCCAUCCUCAAUGCAUCGACGAGUCCAUUCAGCAGGUUCUCCGCGAGAAGAACUACCACGACAACAUGUACAAGAUGCAAUGCGGUGACCUGGAAGUCUUCAAGAACUUCUACACCUUCGCCUGUCCCAAAUUCGUCUCACCCUGUCCUCCGCCCCCGGACGCCCCAAUGGAAGAUUACGUGAAAGAUCCCAUGGAGCAUCAAAUUGAGGUUUUCAUGGAUGAAGUGCGUCAGCAGCAGGAUCUGCCAACAAUCCGUUCCUAUCUUAAACUCUACACAACCCUUCCCCUGGCCAAGCUGGCAUCCUUCAUGGAUCAGAAUGGGCAUGAUCCGGAGGAGCGCAAGAUUGCCAAUCUCCUGAUCCACUUGCUCUGCUUCAAGCACAAGAUGAAGAACAUCGUCUGGACAAAGGGAUCUAGCGGACUCGAGGGGAAAUUCAAGUCAGGCUCAGAACUGGACUUCUUCAUAGAUAAUGAGAUGAUCCACAUCGCAGACACGAAGGUAUCUCAUCGCUAUGGGGACUUCUUCAUCCGCAAGAUUCUCAAAUUUGAGGAUCUCAACAGGAGGCUCCAUCAGAUCAAGAUUUAAAAAAGAUUUCUCAGGGGAGGAUUUAGGUAUUCAAGAGCCCUCUUGGGAAUUAUUGUAUAAGAUUUUUUCUGCAUAAUAAACAACAUUUUCAAGAAUAAUAA